UUUCUCCUGGAAGAGAGGUGCUGACUGGCCCCAAAUGACUGACAAUCUGGUGUAACGAAAAUUUCCAAUGUAAACUCAUUUUCCCUCGGUUUCAGCAAUUUUAAAUCUAUAUAUAGAGAUAUCUUUGUCAGAGCAUAGCAUUGUUAGCUUCUCCUGAUAAACUAAUUGUCUCACAUUGUCACUGCAGAUUGACACCUAUUAAUGGGUCUCACCUCCCAACUGCUUCCCACUCUGUUCUUCCUGUUAGCAUGUGCCGGCAACUUUGUCCAUGGACACAACUGUGAUGUCGCCUUAGAGGAGAUCAUCAAAACUUUGAACAUUGUCACAGAGCAAAAGACUCUGUGCACCAAGUUGACCGUAAUGGACAUCUUUGCUGCCUCCAAGCAGCAUGGGUGUCUGCCCUCUAGACACACAGGUAGCGUCUCCCCACCCCGUGUCCUCUCCACUUCGACUGGCCCACAGAGCCCAGAGAGAACACAACUGAGAAGGAAACCUUCUGCAGAGCUGCGACUGUGCUCCGGCAGUUCUACAGCCACCAUGAGAAGGACACUCACUGCCUGGGUGCAACCGCACAGCAUUUCCACAGUCACAAGCAGCUGA
This is a messenger RNA of Sapajus apella (tufted capuchin), 600 nucleotides long. It is a transcript of the gene IL4, whose product is annotated as interleukin 4. Gene Ontology annotation, molecular function: cytokine activity; interleukin-4 receptor binding; growth factor activity. Gene Ontology annotation, cellular component: extracellular region. The record is from RefSeq and is a predicted model, not a curated record. Lineage: Eukaryota; Metazoa; Chordata; Mammalia; Primates; Cebidae. Gene Ontology annotation, biological process: positive regulation of interleukin-13 production; positive regulation of isotype switching to IgE isotypes; positive regulation of amyloid-beta clearance.